Messenger RNA from Pelmatolapia mariae (spotted tilapia), 5024 nucleotides. It is a transcript of the gene nrg1, whose product is annotated as neuregulin 1. The transcript is spliced from 8 exons. Gene Ontology annotation, molecular function: chemorepellent activity; protein tyrosine kinase activator activity. Lineage: Eukaryota; Metazoa; Chordata; Actinopteri; Cichliformes; Cichlidae. The record is from RefSeq and is a predicted model, not a curated record. Gene Ontology annotation, biological process: intracellular signal transduction; animal organ development; nervous system development. Bases 661 to 2562 code for a protein of 633 amino acids.
GCACACUACCAGACAGGAAGAGAGGCAGUGAGGGAGGAGGCCAGAGUCUGCACAGCUCACCACUUGAAAAUAAAGGAUUGAGAGAGGAGGGGUGAGAGAAGAAAAAGGGGAGUAUCCAGUUCUGCCCUUCUGUGCUGCUGCAGCCCCCCUCCCACUCUGUGUAAUUUCCUUUUUUCCUCUUUCCCCUUACUCAUCUGUUUCAGUGGCUGCACUGAGAGGAAGGACACCUGCCGCUCCCUGAUGAUUCAGCUUUUCAGCUGUUUGGAGCUCCCAAGACUAGACAGCAUGUCCCUCCUGCCACUGCAGUGCUUGGCUGGCCUGUCCUCUGCACUACAUUUGCCUCAGCUAGAGCUGGCCCAUCACGUCGAUACUACCUUUUCUUCCCAAGUAUUCAGGAAAUUUGACAGUUGUUUUCCUUGUGAAAAAAAAGCAUGAAUAAGGAAUUCCUUUUUCUAAUGCAUAGACUGUCUACGUAUCCCCUGGAUUGUUAGCAAGGUUCCACUCUUUGAAGGGCAUCACCUUUCUCUGAAACCCGGCUCUCACUCUGUGUCUACACAAUGGAAAAGAUACUAAAAGACAUUGGUGGAAAAAUGUCAUUGUGUGAUGAUCUGAGUUAAUAGCUAAGGUGGUAAGAAACACUUCUUCAAGCAGUGUGAAAGGAUGACCGAGGGAAUGGAGGAAGUCUCUGCAGGGCCAGCUCCCCCUUUUGGAUCAGUCUCCCCCACUGGCUCUACUGUUGAUACUAGGCAAGUCCCAGAAGAGAAACCAGAGGAGACAGAGGCAGCUGGUGAGAGUGGGGAGGAGGCUAUAGAGGGAACUGCAGAAGGAGGUGGUGCUGGUGACGAUGGGGAACAUGUGGGGGCUUUUGGAAUUGUGACCUUGCCAGAGGCCUGCUGUGUGUGCAUAGAGAUGGAACAGAUUAACAAUUGCCUGCACUCUGAGAAAAUCUGCAUCCUCCCCAUACUGGCCUGUCUGCUUAGCUUAGCCCUCUGCACAGCUGGCCUCAAAUGGGUCUUUGUGGAUAAGAUAUUUGAGUAUGAACCACCAUCACAUUUAGAUCCUAAGCCUAUUGGACAAGACCCAAUUAUUAUACCAGUUGAACCCACGCUGGGAAUAACAGUCUCGUUUCCUCAUGCAACUCCUUCAAAUAACUCCCUAACCACCACCUUCACCCUUACCCCAGAGCAUCCUGAAGUUUCAGUAGAAGAUAAAUCUACACAACAGCCGCAUGUGUCUCAGUCUUCACGAGUGAUUGAGCCUGCUGUCACACUGAAAUAUAACGCUGAACAAUAUACCACCCCAAAGCAGACUCCCCAACCAAAGUCAACACAGAAAUCACACAGCCAUCAUCAAACUAUCUCUACCAUCAGCACUUCCACUACAGCAAAGACCUCAAGUCACGUAACCCGCUGCAGUGACAGUCAGAGGAACUACUGUGUUAAUGGAGGAGAGUGCUUUACCCUUGAAAUCAUCCCGGGCAGUACAAAGUUUCUCUGCAGGUGCUUGGCUGGAUUCACUGGGCACCGAUGUGAACAAGCAGUUCUUAAGAAUGUCUCAGACCCAAAACCUGAGGAGCUGUAUCAGAAACGUAUUUUAACAAUAACCGGAAUCUGCAUUGCGCUCCUAGUCGUUGGAAUCAUGUGUGUGGUUGCCUACUGCAAAACCAAGAAGCAGAGAAAGAAACUACGGGACCGUUUAAGGCAACGUCUAAGGAAUAAGAGGAAGAAUACCAGUACUGGUAUUGACUCCAAUGUGGCAAACUCUACCACUGGACGCCCAAAUUCUAACUUGCCUCUUCAAGAUUUGCAGCUUAUUGGUCAACAUAAUGGAAGGACAAUGAAGCAUACAGCUGAAAAGGAGACAGAGACAAACUUUUCCACAAGCAAAUAUACCUUAUCUGUGCAUGAUCCUACCACACUCACCAACAUCUCCAGUCAAAGGUUUGUACCAGUGAUGGCAACCCUGAUCCAGCUGACUUCAGAGUCGCAGAACUCUCUUGCAACUCCUGGCUCUCCUCCAUCCGAGAUUUCAGCCCCCAUAUCCAGCCUAGCUAUCUCUGUUCCCUCUGUGACUUUAAGUCCCUCUGGUGAGGAGGAGCGCCCUUUGCUGCAUCAGCUGCACAAGUCCUCAAGCCGGGAUGUACAAAAGAGAACCUCUUCACACUACAAUCAUGGCCAUGUGGCAGAUAGCGUACCAUCUAGUCCACUGUUCACUAUGGAGAAUGCUGACUACCAAACCAUACAGGACACCAGAGCUGCCAGCUACAUGUUUUCAACAGCACCUGUGAAAUUAAUUAACACAAACAACAAUGUAAGUGACUGCAGCAACAAUAGUGUCACUAACCAUGUGGUUGAUUAUUUGAGGUUAAAUGGUGACAGCAUACUAGUAAGUGAUACAGAGGAGCCUCGGGGGGAACACAUACCCUUCCUAAGUGCAGACAGGAAUACAGCCCUUUUACUCAGGGCUGUAGAUAGCGGCAGGACUAACCCAGCAUCACCAAAUGAUGACCUACCAGUGAAGUCAUCUAGCCUCAUCAACCAACAAGAUUUAAUUGCUGCGUAAAGUAAAAAAAAGAAAGAAAGAAAAGAAAUUGCUAAGAUUACUUCACAUGGAGGAAGAAUAUAAACAGCCAUUAUUAAACCUUUAUUUUCGAUAAAUUCUCAUAAUUUAUUUGCUGUGUAAAGACUUUUGAAGACAAAUGAAGAAUGAAACUUUUAUUUUAGAGAUGUAGUAAAUAAAGUUUUAUAAAAAAAAAAAAAACAGUACAAAUGUGGUCAUGUCUUGUAGGUAAAGUGCCAUACGCUAGUAUGCAGCAGUUCAUAGUAUAGUUAAAAGAAUAUUUCAGUGCAGACAAAUAUCAAUGGUGCCUUUCUGUUUAGUAUGCUUAAGGGGCCGUAAUAUUGCAUACUGGGCCAUGUAUCACCCUCUUAUUCUUCAGGUUAAUAAUCAGAUGUUCUGUGUUGUCUGCCUUUAACAUCUUGCACUUUAAGGCACCCACUGACAUAUUUGAAAUCAAAUGUUAUGGGUUCAAAGUGCAUGCUAUGUUCUUAAAUGCUGUGAUGAAAAAAUGAGCAGACAGUUGACUUGAAUUGAUGGUUUUCUUACCUGAUGUCCUACUUUUAUCACAGUCUUAUGGUAUAUAUUAUUAGUCAGCUUAUAACCUGGAUUUCAUCAAAAUGUUAGCGAUCUUAAUAAUUUUAUUCAUCACUGGACUACACUGUGGAUGACCUGCCAGAGAAUGAAUAUUGUAGCUGUGAGAUAAAUAUACAUUCAUAAAGUUUGCCUCAACAAGGUGCAUAAGAUACACCUAAAGAGUUUUUUUUUUCAUUUAUAUUGAGCUAGAUAUUUACAUUUGACCAUUUCUAUGUUGAAGAAGUACUUCACUGAAUUGUAUGGCACUUUUAUAACAAUUAAACAAUGUUCAAGCUUAAAGAGUAGCGGCCUAAUAAUCCUAAGAUUUCUGGUAUGGGUUAAGCUGGAUGCUGGUUUUCACAUGCCCCAUAAUCCUCCUUAGAAGUUGUAUUUAUUCCUAUGCUGACAGAUGUUCUGCCUAAGUAUAAACUGUCUCAGUUAAGGUGGUACAGUCAACGACUACUAGCGUGAAGACCAGCAAUUCUUUAAAAUAGUAUCUUUAAAUCAACAAUACCUACAAAAUUUUUAGUAAAUUAACUACAAGAUCUAUGUCUGAUGUGUUCUUGUGUGAAUCCAAUCAGUGCCUUGUAUUGCACUGUGGAUCUUAGAGAAGUGCUGAAUGUAUAAAUUGUGGUCAUUUCCUUUCAUUUAAACCAUAUUUCUGAAAAGAAAAAUUGAAAUUGAAAUCCCCCCCCCCCCCCCCCCAAAAAAAAUAAAAAAAUUAACUUGUUAUCCCCUUGCUGUAAGAGUCAAGUUCAGGUUUUUCCUUUAAAUUUAAAUGACCUGUCUUGAUAUACAAUUACAAUUAAUACAACAGAUUUGGUAUAAACAAUGCAAGAUAUACAGUCAUUUCAUCUGCACACAUUAGUACGAAAGAAAAAAAAAUCUUGCACAUUUUGUCACUUGAAUGCUUAGCAUAACACAAAGAACAUUGUUUUGAAAUGGGAGUGUCUUUAAUUUAUGUAAAUAUAUCAGGAAAAUCUCCUGCAUUGUUGUUUAUCACUGAAUAUCACAUUAUGUGUUUUGUGUGUUAGUGUCAAAGCAUUUUGGGUUGAAAAAGAACUUUCAGUUUUUCUGUCUCACUAUUGAUUGAUACAAUGAAAGUCUUGUGCAGCUGUAAUAAUAAAUAAAACACACAUUUCACAUUUGAGCAUACAUGUGAACAUGAUUUAUAUGUCAAAUCUAUGGCUUUUUAUCAGUUUGUUUUUUCAGUAAGGACUGAUCAUUUUAAAGAACUGAAGAUGAUUUCUCAGUUAUAAGCUAUUUGUAAUUAGACCUUCUGGACUGCUCAUGGCAGAACAAAGUCCCAACAAUGAUAGGAAUUAGGACAAGACUCCUGGUGUCUAGAUGCUGGCAGUGGUGGAAUUGAGGAUGAAGGCUUGGAUGUGGGUUCUGAAUGGAAGGAAAUGUGGAGGAGUUGGGUUGCACAUAUGAGAGUCUGAAAGACAGAAUGACAAAACAGCAGUGUGAUUUAAAGCACAUAUAAGAGAGGCUGAUUGUCUUGCAGCAGGCAGGCAAGAAAAUUAUCCAGCUUAGAGUGAUGAUGCCAGUAUUGUCAGAGUUGUUUGACACUGUGGGAAAGUGGAUGUGAUGUAAAGAAUGGACUUGCAAUCAAAAACCCAGGAAAGCAGGCAGAUUAGUGAUUAAUUUCUUAUAGUAAUGCUAUCAGUAACUAUAGUGUUUAGAUUACACAACUUCAAAUUAAGUCCUGGCUGCAUAUUACACUGAAAAUAAACAUUGACACAAAUUUGUACUCCCUUUACAUACAUGUUAAUCUAUGUGCUGAGCAAUGCCAUUUUGUUUUCAUUCUGUAUUUUACUUGUAUCUUUGAUACCCAUUAAACAUGUAAAUUUUUUUCAUGUCUUCUUUCAUGUACGCAAAUAAAAGUAAUU